Molecule: messenger RNA, 492 nt
Organism: Penicillium robsamsonii
Lineage: Eukaryota; Fungi; Ascomycota; Eurotiomycetes; Eurotiales; Aspergillaceae
Exons: 1
Coding region: 1-492 (163 amino acids)
Source: RefSeq, a predicted model, not a curated record
AUGUUGAAAACCAUUAUCUCAGCCGGCCAACAAGCUACCCGAGCCACCCGGAGCCAGGUCUCAAAAACCACUAUCCAAUCUCUCGCAACCCCGACAGCAACAAGAACGCCCUUCAGCACAACUCCACUCCCCCAGAUCGAAAAGGGCCAGGGCUCACUCGACCGUGAAACCUUGAACCCGGAGCGCUCAGAGACUGCCAAGUCUGGUACAGACGGCGAAGUCGCCAAGCACCCCUCUGCAUUCGACCCAAAGAACACAGCACCAGAGUCCGAACUCGCGGCCACUGAAGAGGAAAGCAAGCAGGAAGGCAAGAAAGAGAGUCCUCUAAAUAUGAGCCCGGCCAAUAGGGAUGCUAGCGCUUGGAGGCGCCAGGCUGAGGACGGGCCUGAUCGGAAUCGGGAUCGCGAGGCCUCCAGCUCUCGUGGGGCGACAAAGAAGGGCCGUGGUAUUCAUGUCAAGGAGGAUGGGACUCAUGUUUCGUAUCGAGAUUGA